This is a messenger RNA of Pocillopora meandrina, 969 nucleotides long. The record is from the annotation of a GenBank genome assembly. Lineage: Eukaryota; Metazoa; Cnidaria; Anthozoa; Scleractinia; Pocilloporidae.
AUGUCAGCAAACGUGACAGCAACGAUGAAUGGAACACAGUCCAUGUCGAGCUGCUUCAACCCCACAGCGACAAGAAUUGGUGAAACCUUUGCCUACUGUCUGCUAUUUGUUGUGUCGCUGGCUGGAAAUAUCCUCAUUGGAAUUAUUGUCUACAAGGAAAAAGCUCUGAGAACACCAAUCAACAUUUUGAUUGUAAACAUGGCAAUCUCCGAUCUGUUGUACCCGAUUAUCUGUUUUCCUCUACUUUUUGUAAGGUUAAACACAGCCAGCCACUGGCCGCUCAGCGGUCCCCUUGGCUAAGCGUUGUGUAAACUGAGGAACUUCUCUACUGAUGUCUCCAUUGCUGUGUCCAUUCAGAGCCUAGUUCUGAUAGCAGUGGAUCGAUUUGUAGCUGUGGUAUUUCCUCUCCGUCCCUCACUGAUCAGUUCAAAGCGAUGCAGGCUCUUCAUUCUCGUAAUUUGGGUCGUCGCCAUGGCAGUCUCUUGCCCACAAUUGCUUGUGUGGAAAGUUGUCGAGAAUCCAGAAGUGCUGGUUUGUCAGCGGGAGUGGAAUGACAAACUUAGAGAGUCCUCAUGGAUUAAAAACUACACUCUGGUAAUGAUCAUUGUAUUCCUCUAUGUCCCUUUGGUUUUGAUUGCCAUACUUUAUUUUUCCAUUGCCGUAAGAAUUAAAUCGCAGCAGAUUCCAGGUGAACCUUCAGUAAACGCAAGAAAACAGCGCUUGAAGAGAGAAAGAAGUGUUCUGAAGAUGUCCGUUGCCAUCGUGUUCGUUUUUGCAGUAUGCUGGCUGCCAUUCGGUAUCGUUUUCCUCUUAUUCUUGUUCUCAUCAGACAGCGCCAUGAUAUCAUCUUGCGCCUUCCAAUACCCUUCACACAUUGCCUUUUUUCUGGCUCGAUCAUACUGCGCUGUAAACCCUUGUAUCUGUUUCAUAUUCAGCGGUAAUUAUCGUCAAGGUCUUAAGAACCUCCUC